Molecule: messenger RNA, 5703 nt
Organism: Closterium sp. Yama58-4
Lineage: Eukaryota; Viridiplantae; Streptophyta; Zygnematophyceae; Desmidiales; Closteriaceae
Source: the annotation of a GenBank genome assembly
AUGGCUAGUCCUCCCGUACUUGCUUUCGAUGCUGAGGGCCGCCCAGUGAAGUUUGACACCUGGCUAGAUGACCUGCACCUCUUCCUACAGCUCACUGCCAAGGAGGAUAUUUCGCUGUACGAUCAUGCCCUCGGUCACGCUACUGCCCCUCCUACCACUGCAGACAGCACUCAGCGCUCACAGUGGCAGACUCGUGACGCCCACGCUCGCUUCGCUAUUCGCAACUCCCUGCCGAUAGAUGAGCGCGAGCACUUUGGCCAGCACAAGACUGCUAAGGAACUGUACACUGCUGUUGUUGCUCGUUACUCCUCACCUGCUUCUGCCACACUAGGCCGCCUCACCCUCCCCUACCUGUUCCCCGACCUCUUUCACACAGUUGCUGACCUCAUCACCCACCUCAAGACUAGUGAGGCCCGCUUUCGCGCUGCUAUGCCUGACGAGUUCCUUGCUAGCAAUCCCCCCCCGCUCUGGAUCACUCUCUACCACAUCGUCACCCGCCUCCCUGACUCUCUGCGCGCAGUCAGGGACCACUUCCUCGCUCGCUCCCCCACUGAGCUCACCAUUGCCCUCCUCGAGAAGGAACUGCUUGCAGCUGAGGCGAGCAUCGUCGCUGUAGGCGCUUCUCGUAGCGACCCCCGCACCCCGUCCUUUGAGGGGUGUUCCCCUUCCCCCCUUCUCCCCUCUGUAGCCUCUGCUGCUGCUGUCGACCUCCUUGGUGCUGAGAAGGUCGGGACCGCGUCUGCUCCGAGCGGGCGCCGCAGGAGCAAGGGGGGCAAGGGUGGAGGUGGCGGCGGGGGAGGCGGGGGUGGAGGCGGUGGGAGUGGAGGUGGGGCUGGAGAGGCUAGUGGCGGCAGUGGGGGUGGUGACAGCAGCGGCGGGAGCGGUGGCAGGGGCGGAGGCGGCAGCGGAGGCGGAGGUGGUCGUGGCGGCGGCAGGGGUGGAGGUGGCCGAGGCGGUGGCGGCGGCAGUGGUGGUCGUGGAGGCGCUGGCGGUGGCCAGAGCCAGCAGCACGCCCCGUCGCUCCAGGAGGCCCGUGAGUGGUAUUCGCAGCGGGGGGGGGCGGGUGGCUUUACCUGCACGUACGUCAUCCGCACUGGUGACCGCACUGGCCAGACGUGUGGGAGGCCGCACCCCACGCAGCGCUGUUUCUCGCGCCUUACCGACGCUUGGCGCGUCCAGUUUCCUGAUGCCACUGAGCUGCCCCGCUGGGCUGAUCUGGAGAGGAAGGGAGUUGAUAUCUGGGCUCUAGACUUUGAUGCUAUUCUCACUGCCAUGUAUGCGAUGUUUACUAGUGGAGAGGGUGCUCAGUACUUGCGUGUUCCGCCCGACCCAGGCAUUCUGACCAGUCCGACUGCCGCUCUAGGUGCUAGUGAGUCUGCUGCCCCAGGUCCUGGUGAGGCUGCUGCUCUAGGUGCUCGUGAGUCUGUGCCCCCUGGUACUGAGUCAACUGCAGCACUGCACACCUUCACACUGGACUCAGGUGCUUCUCGCUGUUUCUUUCGUGACCGCACUGUCCUUGAGCCACUCGCUCGGCCAGUUGCUGUCUCCCUCGCUGACCCCUCUGGGGGUCCGGUCAUUGCUGUCCUUCCUUAUCCUGCGGUCCCGUCAGGCACACUGUCAGGUCUCUACCUCCCCUCGUUCUCUACGAACUUGGUGGCAGCUGCGUCCGCGUCUGCGUCUGCGUCAGGUCAGCUGUCCGCCCCCUGCUCGUGUCGCUCUCUGGCGCAUGAGACUGUCCUCUGGCACCACCGCCUUGGUCACCCGUCUGUGCAGCGCCUUCGGGCCAUGCACAAACGGGACCUUGUUGCUGGUCUUCCCAGGGUUCUCCCUCCCCUACCACCCUCGCCUGCUCCUCCCUGUCUUCCCUGUGUCGAGGGACGGCAGCGCGCCGCUCCUCACUCCUCCUCGUUUCCCCCGACGACUGCUCCCUUGCAGAUGCUCCACAUGGACGUGUGGGGCCCAGCCCGCGUCCGUGGCCAGGGUCAGGAGAGGUACUUCCUGAUUGUUGUUGACGACUUCUCGCGCUACACCACGGUCUUCCCCUUGCGCACCAAGGGUGAGGUCCCUGAUGUCUUGAUCCCUUGGAUCCGCAGAUCUCGUCUCCAGCUCAGCAAGCGUUUCCACUCCGACUUCCCUGUCUUGCGUCUGCACUCUGACAGAGGUGGGGAGUUUUCCUCCGGCCUCUUGGAGGCCUUCUGUCAGCAGGAGGGCAUUGAGCAGUCGUUCACGCUUCCGGCCUCUCCACAGCAGAAUGGGGUUGCUGAGCGCCGCAUUGGCUUGGUCAUGGAGGUCGCUCGUACCUCCCUGGUUCAUGCGGCUGCCCCCCACUUUCUGUGGCCGUUUGCGGUCCGAUACGCUGCGCAUCAGCUCAACCUCUGGCCCCGAGUCUCCCUCCCGGAGACUUCUCCGACACUGCGUUGGACGGGAGAGGCUGGCGAUGCGUCGCGUUUUCGGGUCUGGGGAUCCCGAGCUUUUGUUCGCGACACGUCCGCGGACAAGCUCUCCCGUCGCGCUGUCCCCUGUGUCUUCCUUGGCUUUGUCCCGGACGCCCCUGGUGCUGAGGUACCAGACCCCCUCCCCCCUCAGGGUGCCGCUCCCUCAGGUGUGUCCCAGGUAGACCCGGGUGAGCCUGUCGAGGUAGCUGUUGACUCUCGUCCUGCUGGGGGUACUGAGCCUGAGGGUGCGGAGCCUGGGGGUGCUGAGCCUGGGGGUGCUGCGUCUGGGGGUGCCGAGCCUGGGAGUGCUGAGUCUGGGGGUGCGGAGCCUGGAGGUGCGGAGCCUGGAGGUGCGGAGCCUGGAGGUGCGGAGUCUGGAGGUGCUGAGCCUGGGGGUGCUGAGUCUGGGGGUGCUGCGUCUGGAGGUGCUGAGCCUGAGCGUGCUACACCUGGAGGAGCCCUCUCCUCCCAGCAGCUGCAUGAAAGGUACCUACAGUACUGCCGCCUCCGGAGAGGUGCUGCUGGAGCCAGUACCAGUACUUCCCCUCCUACCCAGGAGCUCCCCUCCCUUCAGCAGAUCCGAGAGUGGUACACGCGGCGCUGCAGUCUUCGGAGUGGAGCUCCUGGUGCUAUGGAUCCUGGGGGUGGCGCUGUUGCUGGUGCUGAGGACCCGGGCGUUGGAGCUGCUGCUGGUGCUGAGGACCCGAGCGGUGGAGCUGCUGCUGGUGCUGAGGACCUGAGCGGUGGAGCUGCUGCUGGUGCUGAGGACCCGGGCGUUGGAGCUGCUGCUGGUGCUGAGGACCCGAGCGGUGGAGCUGCUGCUGGUGCUGAGGACUCGAGCGGUGGAGCUGCUGCUGGUGCUGAGGACCCGCGCGGUGGAGCUGCUGCUGGUGCUGCGGACCCGGGCGGUGGAGUUGCUCUUGGUACUGAGGACCCUCUUGCUUACCCUCUUGGCCUUCUCGCUCGUUACGUGGCUCCUGCUGCUACUGGUGCUGAGGACCCGGGCGGUGGAGCUGCUGCUGGUGCUACGGACCCUGGAGUUGGAGCUACUGCUGGUGCUGAGGACCCGGGCAGUGGAGCUGCUGCUGGUGCUGAGGACCCAAGCGGUGCAGCUGCUGCUGGUGCUACGGACCCUGGAGUUGGAGCUACUGCUGGUGCUGAGGACCCGGGCGUUGGAGCUGCUGCUGGUGCUGAGGACCCGAGCGGUGGAGCUGCUGCUGGUGCUGAGGACCCUGCCGCUGGUGUCUCUGCUGGUUCUGGAGACGCUGCGCGGCCGCGACCGUACUUCGUACCGCUCCUUCAGCAGGUUCUUGGUCAGGCUCCUCCUCCUUGUCCUCCUCCCUCCUUAGAGUGUCCUCCGCCUGUCCAGUCGCAGUCACAGUUACCGCCUGCCUCGCCUCUCCUUGGUCCCUCUCCUUACACUGGUCCCACAGGAGGUCUUACGGAGCGUCGUGAGCCUGAGUCUCGUCCUGCGUCGCCUGUUCGUACUGCUCGCACUGGUCAUCGUUCUGACUCCCGUCGUGCUGCCAGUCCCACUGUCACGCGUCUUCUCGCCACUGUUGUCACUGACCCUACCUUUGAGUCCUCUGCUGCGUCUGCUCUGGUCGCUGAGUUGAUAGACUUUGCUGCCCGGUGUCGUCUAGACUACGCCGCUAGCCUUGUUGCUGAGUCUGAGUCUGUCUGUCCUCCGUCCGUCGGGGGUGAGUGUGCUCUUGGCACGGACGUCCUUGAGGACAGACAGGAGGAGUUCCAGUGCUUUGCUGCUUCUUUGCCCCAUCUCGUGUCCAUGCUAGUUGCCCCUGAGGGAGACCCGGAUGCACCAGACAUCCCGACCCCGCGCUCUUACGCUGAGGCGAUGGCGGGUCCCUACUCCUCUCAGUGGCAGACAGCCAUGGACGCAGAGAUGGCUUCCUGGAAGUCCACAGGCACCUACGUGGACGAGGUUCCCCCACCUGGGGUGAACAUCGUCAGUGGCAUGUGGAUUUUCAGGGUGAAGCGUCCGCCGGGUUCUCCGCCUGUCUUCAAGGCGCGCUACGUUGCUCGAGGCUUCAGUCAGCGAGAGGGAGUAGACUUCUUCCAGACCUUCUCCCCCACCCCAAAGAUGACCACUCUUUGGGUGCUGCUGCACAUAGCCGCUCAGCGCGACUACGAGCUUCACUCACUUGACUUCAGCACUGCUUUCUUACAGGGCAGCCUACACGAGGAGAUCUGGCUGCGUCGCCCUCCUGGCUUCACUGGGUCGGUUCCUCCUGGUACCCAGUGGAGGCUCCAGCGGCCGGUCUACGGUCUCCGCCAGGCGCCACGUGAGUGGCACGACACACUGAGGACUACACUUGCGGCUCUUAGGUUCACUCCUUCUACUGCUGACCCGUCGCUGUUUCUACGCACCGACACCUCGCUGCCGCCGUUCUACAUCCUCGUGUACGUCGACGACUUGGUCUUUGCCACUGCUGACACUGCGGCACUCGCCCACGUGAAGUCGGAGCUGCAGAGGAGACACACGUGCACAGACCUGGGUGAACUGACAAGCUAUCUUGGCUUGCGGAUCACCCGGGACAGAGCACGGCGCACCAUCACCUUGACUCAGUCACACAUGGUGCAGCAGAUCCUUCAGCGCUUCCGCUUCACGUACUCCUCGCCUCAGUCCACUCCUCUGCCUACCGGUCACUCGCUCUCAGCUCUGCCUUCGGAUGAGUCCGUAGAGCCGAGUGGCCCGUAUUCAGAGCUUGUGGGCUGCCUCAUGUACCUGAUGACCUGCACUCGACCUGACCUGGCAUACCCUCUUAGCAUCCUUGCACGCUAUGUCGCUCCUGGCCGUCACAGGAAGGAGCACAUGGAUGCCGCUAAGAGGGUGUUGCGCUACUUGUGCAUUUCUUGGCAUUCUACACGCUCUUCUUCGGUUCUCAGCUCCAGUUGUGAGGCUGGGAUCUACGCCACAGCCAUGGCGGCCCAGGAGCUCCGCUGGCUGACCUACCUGCUGACCGACUUGGGAGAGCGGCCUCGUUCUCCUCCAGUGCUGUACGUCGACAACAAGGCUGCCAUUGCCUUGUGUGAGGAGCACAGACUGGAGCACAGAACGAAGCACAUCGCCCUGCGGUACUUCCUUGCUCGAGAGCUGCAGCAGCGCGGCCAGCUUCGUCUGCGUUACGUGGCCACUGAGGCCAACACUGCUGAUGUGUUCACCAAGGCGCUUCAGCCUUGUGACCAUCAGCGUUUUUGCACUCUUCUAGGCCUUGUGCCUACUGGACCUCACCUGCUUACUUCUUGA